Molecule: messenger RNA, 855 nt
Organism: Brachypodium distachyon (stiff brome)
Lineage: Eukaryota; Viridiplantae; Streptophyta; Magnoliopsida; Poales; Poaceae
Exons: 1
Coding region: 1-855 (284 amino acids)
Molecular function (GO): nucleic acid binding; RNA-DNA hybrid ribonuclease activity
Source: RefSeq, a predicted model, not a curated record
AUGGCUGCUUCAAGUGUGUGCUCAAUUUGUGGAGAAACAGAUUCUUGGCGCCAUUCCCUCAUUGAGUGCAACAUGAGCAGGUGCAUUUGGGCACUUGCGCCGGAGAGCCUUUGGGAGCAUAUGGAGCGGACGUCAGAGCCGGACGCAAAACAAUGGAUCUUCACGAUGAUUGAUUCAUUGCCACAUGAAGAGCUGACACGGUGCUUCGUAACCCUCUGGGCUAUCUGGUAUGCUAGGAGGAAGGUUCUUCAUGAGGAUCGCUAUCAGAGCCCACUGUCAACUCAUGCUUUCAUCGACAGUUUCCUCCAUGACUUAAAGAUCUCGACACCCAGUCGAGAAAUCACCAGGGGAGCGGGGGCUCCGGCGCCGACCAAGAGAUGGCUACCCCCACCGGUAGAUCAUGCCAAGAUCAAUGUUGACGCGGCCGUUGCAAAGCAGGUGUGUGCUGGAGCUAUCACCGCUGUCUGCCGUGACAUGGAUGGCCGGUUCCUGGGCGCUUCUGCCCAGGUCAUCGCUGGAAUCAACGAUCCUGGCACUUUGGAGACGCUAGCGUGUAGGGAAGCCCUCUCCCUUGCUGAAGAUCUACAGCUUGCUCACCUCCGUGUGGCUUCGGACUGCCUCGAGGUCAUCAUGGCUCUGAUGGGUGACAACCUGGGCCGGUUCGCCCUAGUUCUGCAGGAGAUCAAGAGAUGCUAUCCUCGUUUUGCUUCCGUUGAGUUUGUGCAUGAAGGCAGAGCAUCAAACAUGGAGGCGCACACGCUGGCGAGGGCAUCGACUUCUCGACAGGAAGGCCGAUAUAUUUGGCUAGUAGAAUCGCCUGAUCCCCAUUGUAUCCCCCAUUUGUUGGCUCAUUAA